UGUUAUACGUAGUUCCACGGUUUCUCUCCGGCGUGUUUUAGCGGGCUUUGUGUUUCUAAAGAGUGGAAGAUCGAGUUUGUUUACAUAAUUUUAAAAACUGAAUUUUUCGAACAUAAGAAGAGCCAAAGACUAUUUACAGAAAUAGUUUUGCGACGUAAUGAAGGCUCAAGACAUGGUCAUGGAAAUACCAACACCCCAGUGUGUGGGAAGAGAAUUUGUUCGACAAUAUUACACGUUACUAAAUAAAGCACCUCUACAUUUGCAUAGGUUUUAUAAUCAUGAUUCAUCAUUUUUGCAUGGAGGUUUGGAUAAACCAGGACAGGAAACUCGACCAGUCGUUGGACAGCAGGAUAUUCAUGAACGCAUUAUGCAGCUGAAUUUUAGAGACUGUCAUGCUAAAAUUCGACAAGUUGAUAGUCAAGAGACGCUUGGAGAUGGUGUGGUAGUUCAAGUGUCUGGAGAAUUGUCAAACAAUGGGCAACCAAUGCGACGGUUUAUGCAGACGUUCAUUUUGGUCCCUCAGUCUCCCAAAAAGUACUACGUCAGGAAUGAUAUAUUUCGCUAUCAAGAUGAAAUUUUCUCCGAGGAUGAUAAUGAUAUUGAUGCCGAAGAACCGAAUGCUCAAAAAUCUUCAAUAAAUCAGGAGGAUGAUGGCGUUCCAUAUCAUGAAAAUGAUAUUGUGAGUCGAAAUGGAUCAGUGUAUUCAUCUGAGACUGUAAACAAAUUUGCAAACCAACAACCUUCUCAUGAAAAUGCAGUAAGUCCUCAACCUGAACUUGAAAUGGAGUCUACGAAAUCUGACUGGGAAGAAGAUGAGGAAGAGGAUGAAGAAGAUGAUGAAUUAGAAGUGGAAGAAAUGACAAAUGAACGAGUAUCUGAAGAUACUAGACAAGAACCGUUGGAAAGUCCACCUAUCAUAUCGCAAGAACCUAAAACUUAUGCUAAUAUGGUUAGUAAGAAUACCAGUUCCAAUGUUGCUCCAAGUCUUCCUUCUGCAACCAACGCCACAUCUCCUGUAUCCAAUAUCCCUUCAGUCCACAAAAGUGAUCAAACACCACCUUAUAAAACAGAAGGAACACCAUUAUCUUCAGGACAGAUGGGCAGAGACAAAAAUGAAUCGGUGGGUUCGGCAUUUGGACAACAAGGUAAUCGCAUAUCCAGAACUAGAUUAAAUUCUGGUCGAAAUGUGCAACGUUUUGAUGGUAGUCAUGAUACUGCUGCUAGAUCACCUGAUGACAUGGAUACUGAGAAAAGAAAGCCAGCAUUUAUACCUUACCCUGAUUCUCAACAAUUAUUUGUAGGAAAUCUUACUCAUUCAAUUACAGAAGAAGAUCUAAAAAUGCAUUUCACUCAAUUUGGAAAAGUUCUCGACAUGAGGAUCAACACAAAGCAAACACAAAAACUUGGAGGAGGCAAAGUACCUAACUUUGGCUUUAUAGUUUUUGAUGAUCCAGAAUCUGUGCAAAAAGUUCUUGAAGCAAGACCAAUCUUCUUCAAUGAGCAUCGGUUGAAUGUGGAGGAAAAGAAAAGGCCGAAGGAUAACAGAAUGAUGUCUGGAGAUAACAGGGUUGGCCCUCCGAGGGGUGGCCCAUCACCUCGCGUUGGUGUUGGUGGCCGAGGUUCUCGUGGUGGUAUCAUGUCCCAAGGUACUGGAAGAGGAGACAACAGGGGUGGCAUGCGUGGUAGUUACCCUCCUCGGCGUUAAUAUAACAACCGGAUAUCUUCGGUCAUUAUUAGUUUAUACGAUGUAUGGUCUUUACUGAUAACAUGUCGGACUUCUGGUGCCUGGAUAGAACAUGCUCGCCAGUCAUCUUGUUUCAUUUUUGUUAUAUCAAGUUCAAUUUCAUUUGCUGGACUUGAUUGAAAUAAGAGCAACAUGUGAAUGAAAAUGUAAAUAGGCAAGUGCUUUAAGAAUUUCCGUUUGCUUUACGAGUGUGACUUUAUAAACCUUUUAAUUUCUGCUUCAAGAAAAAUCCAGCCUCCACAAGUUGCCAAACUAAUGUUUGAGUGCAUCUUGAUACUAACUUGUAUUUAGAUACCAGUAAAUCCAAAAUGGUAUGUUAAUAUGCGUGAAGCAUGUUUCUCUUAGAGCUUUGUGGGUGCCACGAGGGGACUUAGCCGGCAUCAUUAACUUUCUUUUACUAGUUCGUCUUUUGUACUAAAAUCACAGGAAGAAACCAUUUGUGAUAAUAUUUUGAAGAAAUUGUCCAUUGGUACAAUUGUGAUUUAACGGACAUUAAAAACUGGUGCUCACAGUGAUCUCAUCUUUGUAAGAUAUUCAUAUUGUGUAAACAUUAAAGCUGCUACUUAAAAAGAAUAGCUUGCCUCUAAGCCUCUGAAAUUCAAGCAAAAAACAUAAUUUAAGAAAUCAAGUGAAUUUCAAAUGCCAAAAGUUGUAAUCGUUUUACUACCUCACAAAAGCUUGAAAAAAAAUCAAUUGGUUUCUGAUACCAAUAAUUCUAUAAUGCUUUAAUUUUGUCUUUUAUUUAAAAUUUACAUAAAAUUAUAAUCUUUUUGAUUUCAUAAAAAUUAAACUUUUUUUCAAUAAAUUAAGAAUCUAUAAAAUUUGAACAAAUUUUAAACCUUUUGGUAGCAGUUUUGCAUUGCUUUAAGUGCUAAUGAUUUUAAAAGUUGUUUUGGUAACAUUAAUAUUAAGUUGUUCUGGAUACUAUAUUAUUCAUGUAAGUACCAUAGAAAAUUCAAACCAAUAUGAAAUCUAUGAGAAAAUUAAAUGUCUUCAAAAAUAUGUAAGAGCAUUUUCUGUUAACUGUACUUAAGUGUUUAAUGGUUCACUCCUUUUACGUAUUGUUCUUGUAAAGGUGAUGCAGUUUUAGAUUUAUGUUGUUUUGUUGUAUGCUUUUUCAUAUCAAUUUGAACUUUUUAUUUAACAAAAAUGGUAAGUUAUAAAACGCCAGAUAUUCUAGUUCAUUGUUUUAGCAAUAUCGACUCAUAUUGAAUAUGCAUCCUUUUUUUAAAUUUUAUUGAAAUUAUUUCCAUACAUCCAUAUUUCACAUGUAGUGUUCAAAGUUUUGAACUUUAAAUUGAUCUUUCGUAGUUUCCACAAGGUAUCUGGCCUUCUAUAUUUUACAAUUGGUAUAAACUGUUACAAAUUCAUCAUUCAUUUGUGUUCAUUGUUUUGGUGUGUGAUCAUCUUGUAGGUUGUGUAAGCACAUUUUAUAGCCAUUUUACAUAUAAAAGAAAAAGUCUAGUCCCUACCUAUUUAUUUAAAUGAGUUUUUGAAUAGUGUUUUUCAUUACAAGUGUGAAAUUAAAAGUAGUUGACGUUUAACUAGAUGCAUCAAUGUAAUUAAAGCUUUAAAAUGGGCAAGUUGAUGCUAAGCAUUAUUUCAUACCAAAUCACUUGUGCUUACGAAAAAAAGAUAUUUUUUUACUUUUGUUUUCAAGAAAAAUAAAGAUGGCACUUUAUUGAAAUGGCAUCAGAUAAUUUUCAUCAAUAUUUUUAAAACACCAAUAGUGCCGUUCUUAGUAUGUGUGUACAUUAUUUGUAUGCCAAACAUUACAAGUGAACUGUAUAGAAAAUUUAAAAGUUUUUCUUCUUUUAAAAAAAGAAUUUGUUUUAAUUCUCAAUGUUAUGCUUGGCAUUCAAAUUUGUUAGCAUUGUGAUUACAAUUAAUCUUUAUGAAUGUUAAAUUGGAAGCAAAGUAGCUAACCUUGUGUUUGUUUGAUUCUAGUAUUAAAUUCAAAAGCAGUGUAUGAAACUUUGCUUUUCUGAGUGUAAAAAUGUAAAUAGAAGUUUGUAAUACUAAUUUUUGGUUUAUCUUUUUAACAUUUGUUUUUAUAUGUGAUAAUUUGCAUCUUUUUCUCUGGAAAGAAAAUUAAAAAAUUCUUCUAUUGUUAAAUAUAAAUGUAAAUUUAUUUAUUUAGUAUAUUUAUAUUUUUAACUGAAAAAGGAAUUGAAAUGGUUGAUAGUAGCUGGCACCAAAAUGGAUAUAUUGUUUUUUCUAUUUUAUUAAAAGUUAAAAAUCUAAAAAGUAUACUUAUAAAUUUGAUUUAUUUUUGAGCUUUUAAUUUAAGUAUACCAUUUAUAUUCUUUGCUUUUUUAAUGAAAAGCAAGUUAAGAAGAAUUUGUUCUGUUUUUUUUUCUUACAAAAAUAGUUUACAUAAUUGCCAAAGUGUGUAAUCUUAUUUUCUGUUUGUUUGUCAGUAAAAUUGUUUUAAAGAAUGAAUUCUGCCUUUCCCUAAAAGAACUUAUCCCUUCCCAAAUACUUGUGUGGCAGCAUUCAUCAAUCUGUUCAUUCAAAAUAAAAAAAAAUAGUGAUUUC
Uloborus diversus is the source of this 4282-nucleotide messenger RNA. It is a transcript of the gene rin, whose product is annotated as ras GTPase-activating protein-binding protein 2-like. The transcript has 11 exons. Lineage: Eukaryota; Metazoa; Arthropoda; Arachnida; Araneae; Uloboridae. Gene Ontology annotation, cellular component: ribonucleoprotein complex; cytosol. Bases 158 to 1705 code for a protein of 515 amino acids. Gene Ontology annotation, molecular function: mRNA binding. The record is from RefSeq and is a predicted model, not a curated record.